Molecule: messenger RNA, 1414 nt
Organism: Cloeon dipterum
Lineage: Eukaryota; Metazoa; Arthropoda; Insecta; Ephemeroptera; Baetidae
Gene: DCTN2-p50
Product: dynactin subunit 2
Exons: 9
Coding region: 123-1316 (397 amino acids)
Biological process (GO): mitotic spindle organization
Cellular component (GO): centrosome; cytoplasm; dynactin complex
Source: RefSeq, a predicted model, not a curated record
UUCGAUACGAUUUUACAGCUGGAAGUUCCUUCACCCUGGGUUGACGCCUCUCUGCCACCAAAAAUAUUAAAAAUUUAGUUUUUGCUCGUGCCAAUUCGUGUUUUGUGACUUUCACGUCCGAAAUGGCAGACUCCAAGUAUGCCGAUCUCCCAGGAAUCGCGUAUGAUCAACCUGACGUUUACGAAACCGAGGACUUGCCUGAAGCAGACCAAAACCAGGACAUUCAGGAGGAAGAAAACGAGUUCAUUGAGAAGCCCAAUCUAAAUGUCGAUUCGGCUUUUGGUAAAUUUCGAGGAAAAAUUUUGUUUUCUGAUCGCGUUGAUUUCUCAGACAAACUGAGCAGACACCCCAGAACCGGAUACGAUGCAGUGUCCGUCGAGUAUGAAGUGGUUGGGCGUGGAGAGAAGGAAACGCCUAUUCAGAAGUUCCAGAGGCUGCAGUGCGAAAUCACCGAGCUUGCCGAGGAAAUAAACCAAUUGAAGGGAUCUGCUAAGGAGGAUAAUCAAGCCGUACCGUCAGCCACGAACGUGCAAGGCUUAUCGCAGCAGCUGACAGAACUGCGGCUGGAGGAGCAGCUCGGUUCAGAGCUCGUGGCCAGCUUGGCUGAUCCUCAGGGCGCUGAGUUGAGGAAACUGUUGGCCCAGAUAGAGCUGUCAAAAUCGACAGAAACAGCUGGUGGAAAGAAGGCUGGCAGCAAUUCCAAGGGCUUGGACAAUUCCUCGUAUGAAUUGCACUUCAGACCUGAGCAGAUGAAGCUGCAGCAAACGGCAAGGGUUGCGCAGCUGGAGCAGAGACUGCACGCUCUUGAGACUGCAGUUGGCGACGUCCCCAAUAAGAUGAGCCGACUUUCGACAGAUACAAACAACAUGUCCUUGUCGGCCGCUGUGCAGUUUUUGAGCAGGAAGGCAACUCUGCUCGACUCCGCACAGCUGGACCACAUUGAAGGCCGCCUCACUGCCCUGUCCACCAAGAUGAACCAGUUGGUCGAGCAAAGCAGCGCAUCCAAGGAGGAGAACGAGCAGGACAAAAAGGUCUCGGAAAUGUACGAUCUGAUUGUCAAAUGUGAGCAACUCACCGCAGCUCUUCCCGAAAUCGCAAACCGACUGGCAGCUGUUCAUUCCCUUCACGAGCAAGCUCUGACUUUCAGCAAGGCAUUGGCGCAGCUGAGUGCCCUGCAGGAGCAAAUCACGGCCAGCCUGAAUGGCAACGAGUCGCAGCUGAAGGAGGCGCAGAAGGCGUUCGCGCAGAACAUGGAUGUGGUCAAGAAAAGCAUGGAGGGCCUUGACGCGCGCAUUGCCAGCCUCAAGAAAAAGUGAUCCUUCGACAUUGAAGACUUAAUUUAUUAAAUCAGCUUUCGAUAUAUACUAUGAAUUUAUAAUUUCAUUUAAUAAAAUUAAUAUAUUAGAGCACUAAA